AUGGAAAGUCAGGAGCCACUCACGAAUCUUGCUAUCGGUCCUACAUACACUGCCGAUCGUGCCGAUAUCUCGGCAUCCAUGGUAGACAUGGAUGUUGAUAUGGACAUUGACCUUGGGCCGUUAGAUGGAGAAGACGAGAUGCAGUUUUCUUUAGAGGACCCUCUCAUAGCUCCUCAGGGAGAAGACCGUGCUAUAUCCACAACAGCUAGCCACAGCCCUUUACUAAUGUCACCUGAAGAGAUCGCUGCAAAUAAGGUUCAUUUACGAGGUUUAGACGAUCUAUCUACAGAGAACAUCAAGCAAUAUUCUUUGGAACAUUUUGGUACGCAAUGGGAACGGCUUGAGUGGAUUGAUGAUACUUCGGCAAAUCUGAUUUACCAUACGCCCGACGUUGCUAGCAAUGCGCUUCUACAUCUGACAGAUCAAUCUGUGAACAUCCCAAUGAGCAUCUCGCCGCUGGAUUUGAGGCCUGCUCAACCGAUUGGAUGUCGGCCAGGUUCGAAAUUACAGAUUCGAAUUGCUCUUAUCACGGAUCGGAAGCGUCCGCGCGCGCAUGAGACAAGCCGGUUCUACCUCAUGCAUCCCGAACAUGACCCGCGGGAGCGAAAACGGGGAGAAGAUGGACGAAAAGAUAAUCGAAGAGACUACAGGAAGCGAAGAUAUAGUGACGAAGAAGAUCGACGGCGAAGAAAAUACGACGCUGAAGAAGGGUUUGAUGCAUCGAUGUACGAUGAUAGUGGACCUCCAAAGGCACCGAAAGGAACCCUCUCUUCAAGUCAUGAGCGCACUCGAAGAAGAUCCCAUUCAUAUCGGCGCUCGCGUAACCGAAGUGCCUCACCUAUCAGCAGAAACAGCAUCAGCCCGCUGCGCCACCGAAGGCGUACACCACCUUUUGAAGUAAACAAUAGAGAAAAGGAACUGUUUCCACAGAAGAACCGACAACCCGAAGGCAAAGACCUUUUCAGUAACAAACUCGCUGCGGUGACCCGAAAGAAGGAGCUUUUCCCCCAUCUAACGUCAGGGAACAAUCACCGCCGAACAGAUGCAUUCGAUGCUGCAGACGAGACAGCGGACCUCUUUGCUGGGAGAAUGCCCGUGCCAUUCGUGGACGGAGCAAGUGAAGACAAAAGGCUGUCGCAGAGGACUUCAGUGUUUGACCGUUCGCCGGACAGUCGCGCUAAGAGGGAUGAUGGUAUUGAUAGAGGGAGGGUCUUGCGAGGAGGUCAAGACAGGGACAAACACAACACCACUAGCGCUUCUUUGCUCGGCAUCUCUAUAAAGGGUACUGCUUCGCAGAAUGGUACAGUGAAAGAUCUUUUCCCCGGCAAAUUCAAUUCAGGAAAGGAGCUUUUCAGUGAGAAACUAAGAGGUAGAGGAGUACCACACAAGUUUGGCUAUGGGCAAUCAAACCCGACGUACCAGCUGAAGGCCGCGGAUGGACAGAAAUAUGUGUUGCGCAAGAAGCCACCGGGGCAGCUCCUGUCCAAGACCGCCCACCAGGUUGACCGCGAAUAUCGUAUCAUUCGCGCAUUGGCAAACACAGGGGUCCCUGUACCCAGAACAUACUGCCUAUGUGAAGACAAAGAUGUCAUUGGGACUGUAUUCUACGUGAUGGAAUUCUUGGAUGGCAGAAUAUUUGACGAUGCUUCCUUCCCAAAUGUUCCCCCGCAUGACCGUAGGGAGAUGUGGAGGGAUGCUCUUCGUGUUCUAGGCAAACUACACCGGGUUGACCCUUGCUCUGUUGGCCUUACGGGGUUCGGUAAACCUUCUGGAUUCUACAACCGUCAGAUCAGGACACUGAGUGCCAUUUCGACUUCACAGGCACAGACUGUCGACAUUGAGAAUAAGCAGCCAGUUGGAGACAUCCCUCAUUUCGAUGAAACGGUCUCGUUCUUGAAAGGGUCAACAUUCCAGCCAACAGACCGCGGGACCAUAAUUCAUGGUGACUACAAGAUUGAUAAUCUCGUGUAUCAUCAUGCUGAACCUAAGGUCAUUGGAAUCCUUGAACGUGGGGAGGCUGAAGAAGCUAAGGGGCUAGAUCUCGCGUAUGAGAAAAAGCUCAAACAAGGCACUACUGCUGCAGGUGCUCUGGCUGGAAAGCUAAAGAAAGUCUCAAGCAGCCGGCCAGAUGGUGAGCUCGAAGGAGGGCUGGCUAGCGUCAAGCUGGCGGCGGUAAGCUACGACCCCCAGGACGGCCUGGUCACGGAUUCCCCACCACUAGUUGCUACAAAAGUUAAUCUGAAGCCCACGCCUUCCCCCGAUUGCAUCUCAUCUGACUAUUCUACGACUCCAGAGCCGGUCUCUGAUCGUUCCAAACCUAGGAAGCGACCCAGGAAAGCUCAAGCCUCGAGGGGGGACGCUGUUCUGAUAGGAUUCAUGGGCGGUCUUAAUCAUCCAGAACUGGCCAACAGGGCGGGCGAGGAGGUUCUGCCGCAGUCUGAUUCUGAGAUCAGCAGCCAGGUCAUGGACGGUGAUGCAAUGAGCGAAGUGGUCGCAAAGUCGGAGGAGCCCGUCGAUUCAAUAGAGGUUCCCGACAUGCCCAACGUUGGAGAUGACACCCACGCAGGGUCUGCGGGGAAUGGAAGGGGGAGACCGGAGCUCCCUCGCCUUCAAACAGAAGAGCAAUGCCCUUCUGCGAGAAUGAGUCGACACUAUUCAGACGCGGCAUCACAGACGCUGUCAGAAGAAGAAUUUGAACGGGCUUCGUCUAAGUCACGGCCGCCAAGAGCAGCGACUGAUGGACCGACCGGUCUAGGUAUUAAUGGCAUACCUUCAAUCGACACACCCAGGUUAAGCAGGUCGCCGGUCCGGAGAUAUACGGUUCCGACGACACUAUCAUCGCCGGGCGAAACGUUAGCAGCCAUGCAACCAUCUCCACAAAUCGAUGCCACGAAGUCCCCCAAUCUUCCUCAAGGUUUGCCUUCCUUACACGACAGUGGUCUCAAACCACUUCUCGAUGGAGCACCACCGAAGAACAGUUUUCGCUCGCAAUUAGUGCCAGCAGGUGCGAAUUCCGUGCUCUCGCCACCUAUGAGCUCCAAGAUGUCUCGCUUCCCUAGCCCCUCAAGCCGAUCGAGCAGCACCUUCUCACCACAAUUUCCGCAUGGUCAGCCUUCGCCGGCUUACAGCAAUCCAUCUCCGCGAGAUACUACCAACAUGUCACCGCCCUCACGUCCUAACGUACAGCUUCCUCCUUUCGUACCUCGUCACGGGAGCGAGGCCUUGACCCCACAAUCGGCCGAUAGUUACACAAGUAGCUAUAAGGGCGCGCCGUCUCCGCUACAAAGUUCAGAAGCCAUCGAGAUGGAUAGAGCGGGUCGGGUCCUGCCCCCCUUAAUACCGCACCCAGGCCCACCGAUAAUCAAUGGAUCGUUCAGGUGCAAGCACGACGGCUGCAAUGCACAACCUUUCCAGACCCAAUAUCUUCUCAAGUUUCAAGAGGAAAAAUGA
Molecule: messenger RNA, 3450 nt
Organism: Bacidia gigantensis
Lineage: Eukaryota; Fungi; Ascomycota; Lecanoromycetes; Lecanorales; Ramalinaceae
Exons: 9
Coding region: 1-3450 (1149 amino acids)
Molecular function (GO): mRNA binding; RNA 7-methylguanosine cap binding
Source: RefSeq, a predicted model, not a curated record